AUGUUGCCAAAGACUGAGGUAAGAAGGGCGGCGACGGCGAUAUUCCAUAUCACAGCCGCCUUGUAUUUACAAUGCCGCCCCACCACUGUAUUUGGUCCGAUCACCGAUGUGUCCGAUGUGCGAAUUCUCAGGCUACCAAUACAGAACAGAACGUUUGGAAAAACAGGAACGCCUGAAAAGUCUGACUUCGAGCUGACUUCAGAUAUUUCAAAAUUUUUUCGACCUCGCAGUAGUCGCGAUGGAGAAGGGUCUUCAUCUUACUCUCAGUCUCAGCCCGAUCCUACCUCGGAAGAUGCGGACAUAAUCAUUGCUGUCGAAGACGGAGAUAGAGGUCGAGCUGAAGAAAUGUCGGAAACGACGGAAACUGUGGAGUUUGUUGCGACUGCGUCUGUACAAGAAAAUAGUGUCGAAGACCACCAUGAUGAUUGUGCUAUUGACCUUCAAAAAAUGUUUGAUCUUGCAAAGUGGCCAAAUAUCAUUAGCGAUAAUUUGAAAAUAUUAAUCGUGAAGAAAGUUCCUUGUCAAGUUAGGAAUGUAAUUUUUCCUGAAGACCACGGGAGGGCCUUUUCAGAGAAUUAUUACGUCAAGAGAUUGCAUAACGGUGGAGUCUGUACUGUAUAA
Phaedon cochleariae (mustard beetle) is the source of this 621-nucleotide messenger RNA. NCBI's taxonomy places the organism in Eukaryota, Metazoa, Arthropoda, Insecta, Coleoptera, Chrysomelidae. The record is from the annotation of a GenBank genome assembly.